AGCAAAGAAACAAUCGGAAGUACGGAGUAACAUACUCCUUUAGAAAAUCAGAAGAGACAGGUUGGAGACACAAUGGAGACCUAGAUUGGCAAGUCACGACAGCAGACAACCAUUAAUGGAGAGCUGAACAUCUUGGAACUACUUUUGGACAAAGUUUGAUGCAUUGAAGAAGAGAACGUAACUUGGUGUGGCGUGGCGUCACGGGAUUAACCACCGGGUUAUAGCCGUAUAGGUGUAUAGUUUUUUUUUAUAGGUGUAUAGUUCACACUUCCCAACUUUCUCCUUCGUUCCAUUUGAUGAAUGAGCGCCCAAUUCAAAAGUUCUCCCGUCUUCCUCGAGCUGCAGAACCCUUCUCAUGCCAUAGAAUCCAUCACUCUCAGCCGUCGGUGCUAGUCGCUGAAAUGAGAGCAUUCAGAGCGCUCAGCUUUCAAACGCGCUUUCUCAAUCCCUCUUUAAACAAAUCAUUGUUAAACCCUACUCAAACUUCAUUAGGUAAAUACUCCAAAAGUAAUGGAAUUUUCCGCCAUUUCUGGUCUUCUCGCCUUCUCAUGUUCCCAGAAGAAUCAACAGCUGUUAAUGUCGAUGUAAACGGAUGGCGCGCAGGUUCCAAAGAAAACUCCAGCAUUGAGACUUUCUAUGAUGCUACCACCGGCCAACUUGUGACUCGAAGGGUUCAGUCACAUGAAGAGGCAUCACGAAGGAAGGCUGCUUCGAAUUCUGAAAAUAGCAGUUCUUCAAAUUCUUCCAGUUCUCAGUAUGUGCAUGGGUCCGAAAGUAGGGUGUACGGGGAGGUUGUAGGGAAUAUGAGUGGUAAAAAGAAGGGGAAGGGAAAGAGUAAACCUAUAUGGGUGUGCUCGGAUUGUGGAUAUACAGAUGGUCAGUGGUGGGGAGUUUGUAAGGAAUGUAAUGGUGUCAAUACCUUGAAGCAGUUCUCCCCAGGAGCUGAUCGGCCCACCGGUGGCAUUGGGAUUUCCGAAAAUGUGAUGAGAUCAUGGUUACCUCACCAGCGUGACAAACCUAUGCCAGUGAAAUUGUCAGAUGUGAACAAGGGGAUUAAUCAGUUCAAUUGGAGAAUUUCCUUAUGUGGGCUCUUUGGUACUGAAGUUGAAAGAGUGCUUGGUGGUGGACUUGUUCCAGGCUCCUUAGUUUUAGUGGGUGGAGAUCCUGGUGUUGGCAAGAGCACAUUAUUGUUACAAGUUGCAGCUAUACUUAGUGAAGGGCGUAAUACAAUUCAAUCUGCACCAGUUGUUUAUGUCUCUGGUGAAGAGAGCAUUGAACAAAUUGGAAAUAGAGCGGAUCGAAUGAGAAUUGGGACUGAAAAACUCUUCUUAUACACAAGUACAGAUGUUGAGGAUAUUCUGGAAAAGGUUCAGCGCCUUUUACCAUGUGCUUUAAUAAUUGAUUCCAUUCAGACAGUUUUUCUCAGAGGAGUAGCUGGAAGUGCUGGAAGCAUAACUCAGGUGAAGGAGUGCACCGAAGCAUUUCUCCGUUUUGCCAAGAGAACCAAUAUUCCCGUUCUUUUGGCUGGUCAUGUCACUAAAACUGGGGAAAUAGCUGGACCUCGUGUCUUGGAGCACAUCGUCGAUGCCGUCUUGUAUAUGGAGGGGGAAAAGUAUUCUUCUCAUCGAUUGCUCAGGUCUGUGAAGAAUCGUUUUGGAUCCACAGAUGAGCUUGGUGUCUUUGAAAUGUCGGAUACAGGCUUACAAGCUGUUGUGAAUCCGAGUGAAAUGUUUCUUAGCGAGCAGAACUCAGAUUCCGAUUUUCUGGUUGGGCUUGCUGUAGCUGUAGUUAUGGAUGGAUCACGGGCCUUUGUCAUUGAAAUUCAGGAAAAGGUCUACAGUCUGCAGACCACUACUGUAGACAUCUACAUGAGAAGUGGUGGACCGAAGAAGAAUGAACCGGUUCCUGGUCAAGUUUUGGACCUCGAGGUGAAUGACGACAUGGUUCGAGUCCUUGAAGACGUAGUCGAUGGGAAUGUUGAUGAUCGAUUGAGAACUCGUUCGAUUCCGAAAUCCACCCUUUCUUGCAAUAGGCGGUUAGCCCUUCAAGAGGGAGGUGGGAGAGGUCGGCAAGAGUGUCGGUGUGGAAAUCAAAAGUCUUAUUGCAACAACAGCGGUGAUGGAAUUGGUGUUCCAAUAAAAUUUCAACGAGUCCUAGAACUCGGGAACAAGGUUGGGAUAAACCGGGUCUUGGAGUUGAAGAACAUGACCCUAACUCUGUUCAUCCUCUUAAUGGUUCAGAUGUCUGAAUGGUUAAGAGAUUUGCCUCUGAAUGGUUAAGUAUUAUACAGAGUCUGAAUAGUUAAGACCUCUUAUCUGAAUUGAUCAGACAUUUGCCUCUGAAUAGUUAAGCAAUAUACUAGCUCUUAAUGGUUCAGACCUCUUACUGGUUCAGCACUUAAUGGUUCAGACCUCUUACUGGUUCAGCACUUANUCAGCCUCUUAAUGGUUCAGAUGUCUGAAUGGUUAAGAGAUUUGCCUCUGAAUGGUUAAGUAUUAUACAGAGUCUGAAUAGUUAAGACCUCUUAUCUGAAUUGAUCAGACAUUUGCCUCUGAAUAGUUAAGCAAUAUACUAGCUCUUAAUGGUUCAGACCUCUUACUGGUUCAGCACUUAAUGGUUCAGACCUCUUACUGGUUCAGCACUUACCGA
Cuscuta campestris is the source of this 2649-nucleotide messenger RNA. NCBI's taxonomy places the organism in Eukaryota, Viridiplantae, Streptophyta, Magnoliopsida, Solanales, Convolvulaceae. The record is from the annotation of a GenBank genome assembly.